Molecule: messenger RNA, 3757 nt
Organism: Musa acuminata subsp. malaccensis (wild Malaysian banana)
Lineage: Eukaryota; Viridiplantae; Streptophyta; Magnoliopsida; Zingiberales; Musaceae
Product: vacuolar sorting protein 3
Biological process (GO): vesicle-mediated transport; endosomal vesicle fusion; autophagy
Cellular component (GO): cytoplasm; membrane
Source: RefSeq, a predicted model, not a curated record
AUAACGGUGGAGUCGGUAAGAGAAGUCAUUUGGUAAAAGGAAAAAAAAGUCCAAUUCUUCGUCUGUGUUAGUCGUUGAGAAACAAACCUACCGGUCUUCUACUCGAGGAAGACGACGAAGCGAAACCCUAAAAAUCUCAUCUAUCUCCCCACUCCCGCAGUGAUCUGAUAUUUGCAAACCUAAUUCGCCAUUCCGAUGACGGUCCCCUCCAAAUCCUAGCUUUUGCCCCUCCCGAUGGAGCCCCUCCGAGCCAAGGAUCGGUUGGUCCUCGAGGCCUUCGCCGAGUUCGAUCCCGCCAAGUCCGCCGGGCUAACCUCGGCGGCUCCCGUCGCGAUCCGGUCCCUCUGCGUCUUCGCCGCCUCUGAUUCCAAAACCCUUGUCUACAUCGGCACCGGCGGCGGAAACAUCAUCUUGGCCUCCUUGGAUCCCCCUUCGACCCGGGGAGCCCCGUCGUAUGGAACCAGCGUUGGUUCCGCCAAAGGUGCUGCGGAAUUUCUACGAUCGGCGACGAUCGGCGUUCGUCAGAUCGAAUCGAUUCACGUUCUCUCUGAGAUCGGGAGGGUCCUCGUGCUCUCAGAUGGGUCCGUGUUCUUGCUGGAUUUGCACUUGUUGCAGCCUGCGCGGAAAUUGAGUUUUCUCAAGGAUGUGACGGCGAUUGCAAGGAGGAUUCCAUGUUCCGAGGCGAUGAGUUUGGGACCCUUGGGAGAUGGGGUGUCCAAAGCCGAGAUCUUGAGCCCAAGUCAGAAGUUUUUUCAGAAAUUGGGAGGGAGUAUCAGGGCGAACGGAAUAGGUCCCAGGAUUACCGAGUCUCAGAGGGGAGGCAAUAGCUGCUUUAUUGCGGCUGCAGGAGCGAGAAAAUUGGUUCUGAUGGAGCUCCUCGUGCCUGGAAGCAUUGAUGUAGAUUCUGACAGCCGUGGUGUUUCAGUACAUCUUAAGGAGAUUCAGGACAUUGAUGGCGUCAGUGCAAUGGCAUGGUUGGGGAAUUCCAUUGUUCUUGGAACUUCAGAUGGUUACACACUAUUCUCUACUACUAAUGGGAUAAGCACCCCACUGUUUAUGCUUCCAGAAUCUUCGGGGCCACCUCGGCUGAAAUCUUUAUGGGGAAGUAAGGAGGUUCUGCUGUUGGUUGACAAUGUUGGUGUGGUUGUCAAUGCCUCUGGGCAGCCUGUUGGCGGGAGUUUGAUCUUUCAAUAUGCACCGGACUCCAUCACGGAGAUGCCUUCCUAUGUGAUUGUUGCAAAGCAUGGUAGGAUGGAUUUAUUCAGACGGAAGAGUGGUAAUUGUGUGCAGUCAGUAUCAUAUGCAAAGGGAGGCAUUGGUCAGUGCAUUGUGGCAAGUGAUGAUCAGGGUAAAGGAGAGGUUAUUGUGGUUGCAACACCUUAUAAGGCCAUUUGCUUUCAUAGAUUGCCUGCCGAAGAACAGAUUAAGCAUUUAUUGAGAAAGAAGAAACUUAAAGAAGCUGUCUGUUUGUUGGAGGAGUUUGAGUCUGAAGAAGAAAUGACAAAGGAACUGCUUUCCUUUGUGCAUGCACAAGUAGGCUUCUUGUUGCUUUUUGAUUUGCAUUUUGAAGAGGCAAUCAAUCAUUUCUUGCUCUCAGAGACCAUGCAGCCACCUGAGAUAUUCCCAUUCAUUAUGCGGGACCCAAAUCGCUGGUCGCAUCUGGUACCAAGGAACCGGUACUGGGGGCUGCAUCCUCCUCCAGUACCUCUUGAGCAAGUAAUUGAUGAUGGACUGAUGGCUAUCCAGAGAGCUAUGUUCUUAAAGAAAGCAGGUGUAGACACUGCUGCUGAUGAGGUGUUUCUUUUAAAUCCACCCAGCAAAGCUGAUCUCUUGGAGUUAGCAAUUAAAAAUAUCAUCAGGUAUCUAUGUGUUUCUCGGGAUUGGGAUUUAAACCCUCCAGUGAAGGAGGGUGUAGAUACUCUUCUGAUGUACCUCUAUAGAGCACUCAAUCUUGUCGAUGACAUGGAGAAACUUGCUUCAUCGCAGAACUACUGCAUUGUGGAGGAAUUGGAAACACUGUUAGAUGAUUCAAGGCAUUUAAGGACACUAGCAUUCUUGUAUGCCAGUAAAGGGAUGUGCUCAAAAGCUUUCACUAUCUGGCGUAUGUUGGCCAAAAAUUAUUCGACCGGUUUAUGGAAAAACCCUGCAAGCUCCGAUGAAUGUGGUUCUCUAAAUUCUUGUACAGAUUUAAGUUCUGGUCAACAAAGUGCUGCUAAUGAAGCUUCAAAGCUACUCCAAGAAUCUUCUGAUCAAGAUCUCGUACUGGAACAUCUUGAAUGGAUUGCAGAUGUUGACCAGAAUCUUGCAAUUCAAGUUUUAACAUCAGAGAAAAGGACUAAUCAGCUUUCUCCUGAAAAAGUUCUUUCAUCUGUUGAUCCAAGAAAGGUUGAGAUCCAUCAGAGAUAUCUGCAAUGGUUGAUUGAAGAUCAAGACUGCGAUGACACCCAAUUUCAUACUUUAUAUGCUCUUUCUUUAGCCAGAACAGCAAUUGAAACAAUUGAAACUGGCCUCAAUUAUGAAAAUUAUGAUGCUAGAAACCAAGAGGAGUCGAAUAUAUCCAACACUGAACUUGGAAAGAACUAUGGAUAUUCGGUCAGGGAUAGAUUGCAGUUAUUUUUACAGGCUUCAGACUUGUAUGAUCCAGAAGAAGUACUUGGUGUUAUAGAAGACUCAGAAUUAUGGCUGGAAAAGGCAAUCCUGUACAGGAAGAUGGGACAAGAGACAAUGGUGCUACAGAUUCUGGCUAUAAAGCUGGAAAAUAGUGAAGCUGCUGAACAAUAUUGUGCAGAGAUUGGUAGAAAUGAUGCUUAUAUGGAGUUACUGGAUAUGUAUUUGAAUCCAGAAGAUGGGAAAGAGCCAAUGUUUAAAGCUGCAGUUCGACUUCUUCAUAAUCGUGGUGUAUUGCUUGACCCCUUGCAAGUAUUAGAGAAACUGUCACCUGAGAUGCCUCUGCAGCUCGCAUCAGAUACAAUAUUGAGAAUGCUAAGAGCUCGAGAGCAUCAUCAUUGCCAAGGGCAGAUUGUUCAUAAUCUCUCACGUGCAAUAAAUCUAGAUGCACGGAUGGCAAGAUUCGAGGAGAGAUCAAGGCAUGUUCAGAUAAAUGAUGAGAGCAUCUGUGAUUCUUGCCGCUCACGCCUUGGCACCAAGCUCUUUGCAAUGUAUCCAGAUGAUUCGGUUGUCUGUUACAAGUGUUAUCGCCGGCUGGGGGAGUCUACGUCAGCUCGUGGCCGUAAUUUCAAGCAAGAUGUCAUCUUCAAAUCAGGGUGGCUUGUUAGCAGAUAGUAACACACUUUAUCUCUGGCAAUUUUUGGAUGAGGCUUCUAUCUGCAAGUGCAAAGAGUUGAAAUGAUAAAGUGGCCUUUCGAGGAAGGAAUUUUCAUCGGCCUUUUAAUGACAUCUUUUUCAUUCAUGCAUUCACUUGCAUGCUAGAUUACAUUUUCGAAAAGCUGGUCAAGUUUGCCGACGGCUUGGGAAUGAUUUGUAGGCGAUCAAGUAUCUUUUUGUGUGCUGAAUGACACCCAGGGGUGGAAUAGGACUUGCAGGAUAUCCCUUCCUAGAAGCAGUUCAUUUCAUAUACAUUGGAGGAAAGGAAUGCAGUUGAAACCAUGUAGAGAGAGUUGGCCAUGGCCAAUACCGGCAGCAGAUGGCUUAGCAGUCAGAAUUGGUUUUCAUUUUAGAUAUGUAAACUUGUUUUAAUUUUUUGUCUGUAUCAGUAUCACUGUGGGAAGUAAAAAUAAAGCUGAUCAAAUUUCUUCCA